AUGACCAGGAGUUGGCAUGCAGCAAUCCUCCAACUGGACCAGCCUGCAUGGCUGAUUGGCGCGGAUGGUGACCCGAUAGCGGUGCUGGAUGGCAAGUUCCGGGUGCGCAAGGUGCGAGGGCUAAGAGUUGUGGAUGCGAGCGCUUAUCCGCCUAUUCCGGGGACGUUUACGGCUGUUUCGACGUAUUUGGGUGUGGAGAAGGCGGCGGAUGACAUUGUGAGUGACUUGUGGCAUGGACGGUUGCAUAUGUAG
Aspergillus fumigatus Af293 is the source of this 252-nucleotide messenger RNA. RefSeq names its product choline dehydrogenase family protein. Gene Ontology annotation, molecular function: oxidoreductase activity, acting on CH-OH group of donors. Bases 1 to 252 code for a protein of 83 amino acids. The transcript is spliced from 3 exons. Lineage: Eukaryota; Fungi; Ascomycota; Eurotiomycetes; Eurotiales; Aspergillaceae. The record is from RefSeq and is a predicted model, not a curated record.